CCAACCUGAACUAUUCUGUCACCAAACUUUCUUUUUUUAAUAUUAUAUUCACUCUUCCAAUGUACUUUGUGUAUGUCGUACUGGAAGAAAAAACGUAAACUAAACAAUUAGAUGGAACUUGUUUUACGGUAUUCACAUAUUUUCAAGUGUGCUGUUAAUAUCGGCCCCAAAAACCAGCAGUAGUGUGAUAAGAGAAGUGUAAUCGAGAUCAGUGCUUGAUAAUGACAGUUGAUUAUGCGCAUAUUUAAUUUUCUCGUUGCAGUUUUAUUAACUUUACAAAUAAACGGUUUGCGAUGUUUGGAGUUGACGUUCGGAGAAUGUCCUUUGGUGUUCUUGGAACAGUGCAAACCGAAAUGGAUAAACUUCAUCCUUUCGAUGCGACGAGGAAGCCAAACUUAUUUGUACAAAAUCGAUCCAUACAAUCCGGUUUUUCCGUACGAUUUCGAUCAUUUGAAACCGCUGAAAAUCGUGGUACACGGCUAUGGAGGACUGAAAAUCGAUUCGGCUACGAGGAAUGUCACUGCCGCUUACCAAGAAAUCGGAGUUAAUGUAAUUAUUGUGGACUGGGCGAGCUUGGCAUCGGUGCCGUGUUACGCGACCGCUUAUUUAAACACGUGGCACGUGGGCCAAUGUUUGGCGGUGUUGGCGGUCAGUCUGAUGCCCCUCGGAAUCCAUCCGGGGUUGGUGCACUUGGUGGGGUUCAGUCUUGGGGCGCAUAUUGUCGGAUUCGCCGGCGCCCACGUCCAGAGGACAACAGGUCUUUCGUUUUACAGGAUCACCGGUUUGGAUCCAGCUCUUCCUUUUUUUGCAACAUUAAAAAACGAUUGGAAACUGGACAAAACUGAUGCAAAGUUCGUCGAUGUCAUUCAUACCAGUGCUGGUUUUUUUGGAAAAAUCGAACCUUCUGGUGAUGUCGACUUUUAUGUCAACGGUGGAGUAAUUCAACCCUUUUGCAACAAUUUUAACUAUCCUCCAUUAUGCAGUCACCUCCUGGCUGGACUGUAUUUUGCUGAAAGUAUCAGGAAUAAAACGAGAUUUUUAGGUAGAGAAUGUGAAAAUGUUCUAUAUUUUCCUCCAUCUAUUUGUGAUGGUAAUAAAAUUGUUACAAUGGGUGAAUAUGUCGAUCAUGGAAUCAAAGGAAUUUUCUAUACUAGAACUUCAGAUAAAAUGCCUUUUGGUAUAGAUUAAUCUAAGUCACAUGGAAUAAAC
Messenger RNA from Aethina tumida (small hive beetle), 1209 nucleotides. RefSeq names its product lipase member I. The record is from RefSeq and is a predicted model, not a curated record. Bases 235 to 1188 code for a protein of 317 amino acids. NCBI's taxonomy places the organism in Eukaryota, Metazoa, Arthropoda, Insecta, Coleoptera, Nitidulidae. The transcript has 6 exons. Gene Ontology annotation, molecular function: lipase activity.